Salvia miltiorrhiza (redroot sage) is the source of this 1218-nucleotide messenger RNA. RefSeq lists its product as uncharacterized. The record is from RefSeq and is a predicted model, not a curated record. Lineage: Eukaryota; Viridiplantae; Streptophyta; Magnoliopsida; Lamiales; Lamiaceae. The transcript has a single exon. The coding region runs from base 450 to 1034 and encodes 194 amino acids.
GUAUAUGCACGAAAUGUUUCUCAAUAAAGUAUAUGCACGAACACAUAAUUACCACAUAUUCAAUGCGAAAUAAAUUAAAAACGUUUAUUAUAAUGGAAAAUUUUGGAAACUCGGGUCGAAACAUAACUCGGAAUGUUGAGAGUGAUGAGUGAGUGGCGAAAAUCAAUAUUGUGGCGAGGACGGUACUAGAAGGGCAGCCAAUCAUAUGACUGCACGUGUCCCGUCUAUCCUACUUGGAGAAAAAUUCCGGACAUUUUUUGGAUCUACCUUUGUCAAAUUAGCAUCUCCCUUCUCGAUUCUCGGCAUCUACUCUUCGAUCCCUCCUCCCAUCAGAUCCAACGCUCCAGAUUUCCCCAUCGCCUCUAUAAUAUAAUCCCACCUCUCUCCCCACACAAAUACGUACAUACAAAACAACCUUGAGAGAGAAAGUGCAGUGAAAGAAAGAGAAAAUGAAUGCGGCAUUGGAUUCUCCGCUUGAAGCUCUCGCCUUCAACUACUUGACCUACGGCUUCCUCACCGCCGUCAACAAUAUAUGGGCGUGGAUCGCCGUCGUAACCGCCGCCGUCAGCUUCUGGCGGAUUAGGGUUUUGUCGUCGUCGACGACGGAUCCGAGCAGCAGGAGCCACGACGCUGCGGCGUCCACGGCAUCGGCGCGGGUGGCGGAGAGUGUGGCGGCGGAGCCGGCUUCUGCUCCGGCUAGAGCGGCGUGCGUCGUGCUGGAGAGGCAAGGGAGCACGAAAAUGAAGUUCAGUUUGUAUUACAAGGAGGAGGAGGAGGUGGAUUUACGGGGAGAUGAUGAUGAUGAAGGCGGCGAGAAUGAGGAGUGCGGCGGUGGAGCGGCGGAGGCGGCGAGUCUAGGGGUUGACGCGUGGCGCGGCGAUUGGGAGGCGGUGGUUGCUUUGAGAAUGGGGGAUAUGGGGUGGUACAGGUGGCAGGAUAGGACGGUGCUGAACGGCAACGUGGUGCGGUUGUGGGAAGGGCGGAAGCGGAAACAAACGGCGGCGUUGGUGGUGGAUGGCGGCGUCGCGUGGUAGGUGGCGGUUAGAUUAGUAUAUAUGCAAUGUAUGACAUUGAUGUGGUUGGAGGGAAAAUUAUGGUUGCUUCAGAUUCCAUAGUUGUUUAAGGUUUCUCAGAAAGAUUUUAAAAUUGUAAAUAUAUUUUAUUUCGUCGUCUUUUUCUCACCAGCACUUCUUUAAUGCCAGAAUUACGUUUCUGCCC